Molecule: messenger RNA, 1922 nt
Organism: Anopheles darlingi
Lineage: Eukaryota; Metazoa; Arthropoda; Insecta; Diptera; Culicidae
Product: ras-interacting protein RIP3-like
Exons: 1
Coding region: 369-1532 (387 amino acids)
Biological process (GO): regulation of transcription by RNA polymerase II
Cellular component (GO): nucleus; transcription regulator complex
Molecular function (GO): DNA binding
Source: RefSeq, a predicted model, not a curated record
ACGAUGAUAUUCGGAUCGAAGGAACGAUAUAAGUGUACCCAAAGGUAUCGUGGGAGUUGAAAUGUACCCAAACUGACUAAUUAUAAUCAGGAUUUAAGUACAAGGCCGAAACGGAGUGCUGAAAAGGUUUGUUUUUGUUGGCUCGACCGUUUGACAGAUGAAAGCGAGGAACGGAAGAAGAAGACAAAGAAGCCCGGAACAAGUUGCGCUUGGGUCGAGUUGUCGCAGCUAAAAAGUGAAGCGACAAAAUUACGGGAUUUUGUGUCGUGUCGUAAAGUGUGUGUUGUUGUCUUGCACUUUCCGUGGAGUUGUUGUCGUUGUUGUUGAGGAGGAUUUUCGUUUCGAGCGGCUCCGAGCCCCGAAGGAGGAUGGGACCGACGAAAGUGACUCAAGAUGAUCAGCAAUUUAAUAUCGACUUUGUGGGCGCAGUGAAGAAGCAUUUUUGCCUCUUCGACAGCAACAGCCCGGAAUACAAGCAGGCCGUGAUGCAGGACAAAGCUUGGCAAGCCGUUUCGCAGGAGGUAGGCGAAUCGGUGGACACCUGCAAGAAGCGCUGGCGCAACUUACGCUGUUGCAUGACACGGUACCUGAAGUCCGUGCGCGACAACACAGAUUUGGCGGCCAACGGGCGUCGCAAGCCGUACUACCUGUACAACUACAUGAAGUUCGUAAUCCCGUACCUGAAAGUGAAGGACGAGAACGUGUCCUCCUAUGAGUACGAGGAACCACCCUGGACGAAACCGAAUUCGUCUGCAGGCGGAAGCAAGGAUGCUUCGAACCAGGGCGAGGAGGAAGAUGAGGAUGAUGAAGUAGAAGACGGUCCCAUGCAUGAAAUCGAAACAAUCGACGUUAAUGAGGAAGAGGAUCCCAACCAGCAGGAACUCAAGCAAAGCAUCAUCCAAUCGAUCAAGAUCAUUGGCCAGCAGCCACAAACAUCCAGCGAACAGCAGCAACAGCAACAACAGCAACAACAACAGCAGCAGCCACAGCAGAUUACCAUAAGCGACACAUCGACGGCGGUGGCGCCGGCCAACACGACCACGACUACGUACGAGAUUUUCACCGGACCACCCGUGAAACAGGCUCGUCUAUCGAGUUCGUCUUCGAAUUGCGAUGCUAUUAACUCCAGCAAUUCACAUACUGCGACGAUAAAGAAGGAACUGUUGAACGCGCGCCAGUUUAUCACUCUCACCGCCGCCGCCACUUCGACACCAAACACGACGGCGGUGCCCGUGUUCCACAGCCCCACAAUCGCUACGCAGCAUCAUCAGUUGACCCCCGUUCCCGCUAACUUUGCGCAACAGGCAUCUGAUGCACAGCUACACCAGCAGCAGCAACAGCAGCAGCAGCAGCACCCAACAACACAACAGUUUACCUUCUUACCGAGUACAGCACAGUCGCAGAUACCGUGCGACGCUGACCACAACUUCUUCCAGAGUCUCAUCCCGGACAUUCUAUCGAUGACGAUGGAGCAGAAGCGCAAACUGAAGAUCGGCAUUCUCCAGCUCAUCGAUAAUAUUCUCAAUGUAUAGAGAAGGCGGUCGUUACAUUCGUCGAGAUAGCACCAUAUUUCCCACUCGCACCUGCCCAUUGCAGUACCCGAUUGACGACGCGUACUAUAGAGAUUAAGAUUUGACGUAAAUUUUAGCAAAAUCAUAAACAUAAUGUACCAUUUAGUAUUUAAGUUAUUGCAGAGACCCUUGCUGAAACCUUCUUUAUGUUUUGUCUACCUGAUUGUCAACCUGACCCUUUGUUUAAAAGCCAAAUUGCUCGGUAUCUUUUGUUAUAAACAAACGACAAAUGUGAAAAGCACUUUCUUCAACUGUACAGUUGCCUCAUAAGCAGAUCCGUUUUGCGAUAGUAUACUAUGUGUUUGUGAUGUUUGAAACAAAAUAAAAUCGAUUUUUAGUAAAAUUCCAAAC